CCUUAUUAUCUCAUGCUGUUUAGUUUCACUUUCUCUUUGCUCUUAGAACAGAUCACUUCAAACCACAACUGCAAUACAGUCAACAGAAAAGAAUCCCAUAGCUGCAGGAUCCAUGUUGGAACGGAGAGUAGCACACAAGAUGAAAUACUACACAGUUGAGACUGGCAAUACUUUGGAUUCUCAUAUUCAGUUUAUGAGACGACUCAACAACACCACAAGAUGUUUUACGGAAGUCGAGUCGCCAGUGGAGAGUGAUGUCAUCAUGGCUUUCUGUCCCAUCGUCUCCCGCGCCGGGACUGAUAUUGAAGCAGCACUACAACAGAUUCCAACUGGUAAAGAUGUCAUUCUGGUAGUGCUGCAUCACACCUUCAACCCAGACUCCACUGUACCUGACAGCAGCAGACUAGUGACCAGAAGUGAUGUAAUACUCACAGUGGACUGUCUGUUCCAUGAGAGCCAGGGAGGACUACUGAACUGUCCUCRCAAUGAUGCAGCRGUCAGCAKGGUUCUSAAGRGRCUGAACAUACAGCCAAAGACCAGACAUCUUGGCAUUCCAGCUGCGUUUCUGAUCUAUGUAAGGGUGUUUUUGGGAUCCAUGUUGGAACACAGAGUGGCACACAAGAUGAAGUACUACACAGUUGAGACUGGCAAUACUUUGGAUUCUCGUAUUCCGUUUAUGAGACGACUCAACAACACCACAAGAUGUUUUACGGAAGUCAAGUCGCCAGUGGAGAGUGAUGUCAUCAUGGCUUUCUGUCCCAUCGUCUCCCGCGCCGGGACUGAUAUUGAAGCAGCACUGCAACAGAUUCCAAUUGGUAAAGAUGUCAUUCUGGUAGUGCUGCAUCACACCUUCAACCCAGACUACACUGUACCUGACAGCAGCAGACUAGUGACCAGAAGUGAUGUAAUACUCACAGUGGACUGUCUGUUCCAUGAGAGCCAGAGAGGACUACUGAACUGUCCUCACAAUGAUGCAGCAGUCAAACAGAUUAGGCAGAAGCUUGACAUGACCAGAAGCCGUGGCUUUCUAGCUUGGAUUCUAAACGUUGACAUGACCAGAAGUCGUGGCUUUCUAGCUAGGAUUCUAAACAUUGUCAUGUGGGCAGUGUCUUCAGUCUACAGCUGCCUCUGUACAUGGCUUUCAUAUGUGAAGCGGCGCUUCUGGGACAAUAAUUAGGUUCCAAUAGGUUCAAAAUCCACGUCCCUCUUCAAGACCUCAUUCUAGAAGUGAUUAAAGCAGUUCCAUUUUUGUACCAACAAUGAAGACAUGUUAAUUGUUUUUAUGGAUUACAUCUUUAAUUUCAUGGCCUACUUAAGAAAAUGUCUUUACUUUUGAUGUUAAGAGCACUUGCAGUUGUAAUGUAUAGAAAUUGGGGCCGAUAUUACAAAUGUUCAUAAAAAUGAAUGGAAAAUAAUAAAGAAGAAACAGGA
Messenger RNA from Salvelinus sp. IW2-2015, 1431 nucleotides. RefSeq lists its product as uncharacterized. The record is from RefSeq and is a predicted model, not a curated record. NCBI's taxonomy places the organism in Eukaryota, Metazoa, Chordata, Actinopteri, Salmoniformes, Salmonidae.